This is a messenger RNA of Mytilinidion resinicola, 3284 nucleotides long. RefSeq lists its product as uncharacterized. Gene Ontology annotation, molecular function: protein binding. The transcript has 2 exons. Lineage: Eukaryota; Fungi; Ascomycota; Dothideomycetes; Mytilinidiales; Mytilinidiaceae. The record is from RefSeq and is a predicted model, not a curated record. Gene Ontology annotation, cellular component: NuA4 histone acetyltransferase complex. The coding region runs from base 1 to 2859 and encodes 952 amino acids.
AUGGUCGUUAUUGGCCGUCCUGCCGUGCUCAGCCCGUCGUGCCGUCCAGCUGUGAGCCGCAGCCCGGCCGCCGGUCGCAAAAAACCCACCCUACCACCAGACCGUGAAGCACCCUCCGCCAUCCCAGCGCUCUCCCAGGCGCGAAAUCCAUCUCGCCGUCAUGCCGCCGCCGUGCUGGCUCCUCUACCGCGUCCUCACCCUCGCCCGCGUCCCCCAAAAGCCCAGCGCGCCCGGGGGAUGAGUACUAUUGACACGCCCUACUCGCCGCUCGAGACCCUGCUGCUCUUCCAAUCCCUCGCUGCUUAUGGCGUAGAACCCGCCGUCUUCAGCAGAAUCUCGGAUCUGCUGAAGAAAAACCCCCACAUCACCUCCUCCGACCGCUUCGAGGUCGGCCGCCUGAGCCCAGACUCGCUGCGCAACUGGUACCUCAAGGAGCUGAAGCGCGAGGCCCAAAGCGAGAAGCAUGACGGCGCAAACGGCGAUAGCGAGGGACACAAUGGAGAGGUCCAAAACCCACGGAAGCGCAAGGCUCCCAGCCCGAGCUUUCCCACGGUGCAAGAAGCAUCGCAGCACACCCAUCUCAUCCCGAGACUGGUUGCGAAGCUCUAUUCGGGAUACAGGGCCCAUGUGACCGAGUUGAUCCGGGACGACGAACGCAGAUACGACCGGCUGCAGCGCGACCUGGAGGAAAUCGAGCAAGGGAAAUGGGACGACAGGUUGCAGCAAGACACGAACGGGACGGGAAAGAAGCCUGCGAGACAGAGCCAGACGCCAACCAAGCACGCCUCACAAAGGGCAACGCCAGAUGAUACAGCAACAGCAGGCUCUUUGGUUCCUCCGACCACUGCACAGAAACCUAGUAGCGCAGAGCAGACGACUCCGAAGCCAGUGGAAACUCGAAAUGGUCAGCCCACUCUUCAACCAGAGAGUAAACCCGAGCCUGAUCCGUCUCCUCGCAAAACCACAGCAUUGUUGGAUAGCCAAGCGCCACCGGCUACACCUCACCUAACCCAACCUCAACCACCAAAUACUCCAGGCCAUGCUCGGAUACCGUCUCAGCCUCAAGGACCCCCGAAGCCUCCGCUAACGCAGUAUCCCGCAGCUGGGUAUACCACAUCGCCUACAGCCGUCCAUCGUUCUCCGUAUCCUCCCCAGCCUCACUCCGGUCAAUUUCCGAUAUCCUCAGCUAGUCCAAAUGCUCCAAGUGCUGCACCAGCAGGCCACCCCCCGUCUCCCGCCGGAGUCCCUGCGUAUUCUACCCAAUAUCCUCAGCUACCUCCUUCGCCAUACUCUGCGAACGGCGUGCCACAAUACCCUGGACCGUCUCCUGACCAUCUUCAAUACCCUCCGACCGCGCAGCGGUAUCCAGGGCCGUACACCCCUGGACAGCCAUCCCCCGGUCCAGUGCCUUCUUCUCAGACUCCACAACAGCAGCGGAGCUACUAUGCUCCGUAUGCAACACACCAAACUCCGUAUCCUCCGACUCAGCAAGCGCAUCAGGCUCCUCCCAUCAUGCAAUACAUGCUUCCACCAUUCCAGGUGACUCCUCAGGACCCAACUCGAGCAUAUCAGCAACAGCAAAAGACCGCUCAGCAGGUCCAGGUAUCGACGCCGAACAAUAGGCAGCCUCUUGUUGCUACACAAACUACAUCUGGAACCUCUCAACCAUCCGCACAGCCGCAGUUUCCACCUCGUGUGCUUCCAGGACAUCUUCAAGGUCCAUUUUCCACUCCUUCUGGUGUACGAGGUCCGCGUCCGUCUCUCACACUUGCCACGCCAAGUAGCGUCACUCGCUGGAAACAUUCUGCGCAGAAGCCUCCACGAUCUCCCGUCCGCGCUCCUUCCCCAGAACCCCUAAGUGAUGCGGAAAAUGACGUCAAAGAACCCGCUCAGAAGGCGUCAUCAUCGAAGAGUGCAAGUAAGCGGAAAACCAAGUCGAAGGAUACCCUGAGGACCGAAGACAUCUCUGGCGAUGUCGGUGUGCGGCAAAUGCGCAGCGGGCGAAUUCAGCCGACAAGACCACGAGGAGGCAGUGUCACGCCGUCCGUUGUAGGGAGCUCCAUUCGUGGCCGGACCAGGAGUCAGUCGGUGACAUCUCACACGGAAACCAUGUCCGCAGAUCACGAAUCGGCUAUGGGAUAUAAAGUAAAGACAGAGCCGGGAACGUCUGCUGAUAUGAUUGAUGAUGAUCGCAGCGCAACCAAUACGCCAGUAGUUGCCACACGCCGACGUGGCGGCACAUUACAAUCUCUUCAAUCAAACAAACGGAAACGAAACGUCCGAGAAACGUCAGUGGCCGACUCAGAGGAAAUGCCAAGCACGCCUGGUUUGCAGACGGUCGUAGCUCCUCGACACUUCUCUCGCAUGUGUAACCCAAUCAUGAACGACAUCCUGUCACACAAGCACGCAUCCAUCUUCAGUAACCCGGUCAAAGAGAAGGAUGCGGAAGGUUACUACGACAUCAUCAAGCGACCUCAGGAUCUGAAGUCAAUUCGAACGGCGAUUGCGGCAGGGGCUAAGGCCGUCCAAGCUGCGGCCAGCUCUGAUACUCCCGCGGGUAGCCCUGGCGGAGGAGGAGGUAAUGUGAUACUUCCAUUGAGCCCAGAAGUAGUGCCACCCAAAGCGAUCGUCAAUUCUGCUCAAUUGGAGAAGGAGUUCAUGCGCAUGUUCGCCAACGCGGUCAUGUUCAAUACGGGCGAAGACGGCGUGGUGCAGGAUGCAAAGGAAAUGUACGAGGCAGUAGAGAAGAGCGUGACUACAUGGCGUAGUAGCGCAGAACGAACAACGGGGCGGAUGGAGAGCGAGGAUAUCGGUGCAGAGGACGAUGCACCGACGACGGUUAAGCGGCGAAAGAUGUAGAGCGCUUGCUUGAAAUUUGAAUAUUAGAGUAAUCCCACAACUCCCACAUACCCGUGGACUACUACAUCUUUUGGUGAGGACGAAAGACCCCUGCACGGGUAGUCCAGAAGAGUCUUGGCGACCUUAUUUCGACCUCCCCUUGCCCACUUCUCCUUUUACUUCUUGCUCACUCCCACACUCCAUCUAUGUUCCAUCGAUCACUCCACUCAUCUCAUCUUAUCAAUACAUUUGUCGGUCUUUGUCAGCCCAGUCAUUUGGCAUAAAUGCAUGCUCGAAUGACGGCACGUAGUGCCAUCGAAGCCAAUGACGUAAAGGAUACGACCAGUGCACUUAGCAGCAUAGCUGCGAUCGAGGUUGGGUCAUAGCUUGAUAAUUCUAUCAAAUUGUCGACCUGCCCGAUCAACUCCAGGACAUUCCUCUCGUGC